Messenger RNA from Lodderomyces parapsilosis, 345 nucleotides. RefSeq names its product mitochondrial 54S ribosomal protein mL54 (gene MRPL37). The record is from RefSeq and is a predicted model, not a curated record. The coding region runs from base 1 to 345 and encodes 114 amino acids. Gene Ontology annotation, molecular function: structural constituent of ribosome. Gene Ontology annotation, cellular component: mitochondrial large ribosomal subunit. The transcript has a single exon. Lineage: Eukaryota; Fungi; Ascomycota; Pichiomycetes; Serinales; Debaryomycetaceae.
AUGUUUACCACUUCCAUUAAACACAUACGAUCCACUGGCAUACUAAAGAGGUCACUCACUACCAGUACGAUUUUGCAAAAUGCUGCAACCACUGAAGCAAAAGCCACUUUAAUAGAAUCAUCGUGCAAAGCAGGAACACCAUUGAACUUGAAAAUUUUUAAAAAGGGAGAUGAACCUGUUGCUAAAGAGGACUCAGAGUACCCAGAAUGGCUUUGGACUAUGAUUGACCCUAAAAACAAUUUGGAUAACAUCAAGAAUGAAAAUUUCCUCAGAUGGAGGAGAAUUAAAUUGCAAAAAGAAAAUAACAAGAUUAUAAGGAACAACAACUUCUUGUCGAAAAUAUAG